CGUUUGAACCUCGUCUCACUGCGGGACGUUUGAACCUCGUCCUGUCGCUUCAGCUCAACAUGUAAACAGAGAUUAGAAAGUGCACAGAACAGAAAUCAUAGUUUGCAUGGUUUGAUGAGUCGCUAUAAUCCUACUUCUUAUUAUGAAGGAGCGGUUUGUAGGAUUUAAUGGCCUCUAGUGGUGAGGCUGCAGAUUGCACCCAAAUGAAUACCCCUCUCCUCACUUCUCCCUUUACAAGACGGGAAGAACUACGGUGGCCUUCAGGUGACAUAAAAAGACGCAGUAAAGGACAGCACAUAUCAACAGAUAAUUAGUCACCAACACUGAUUCACCAGAUUCUUUUAAUGUGCUGAUGGUUUGAUAUCAAGUCUACAGCAAAGAGAGAAAAGGCCGUGAUUGUAACGUUACACUGGUUAUAGAAAAAGAGCAGUUUAUAAAUCAAUGCAGGACUGCAAAUACACAUUAUUUCAUUAUCUGCUAAUGUGCCGAUUAUUCUCUUGAUUUGUUGUUUGACUUUUUUUCAAUGAAAUGUAAGAAAACAGUGAAAUACGCUCCUGGUGACGUCCUCAAAUAGACUUGUUUGUUCUGAGAGAACAGCUCAAAUCCAAAGAUAUUCCAUUUAUUACAAAAUACGACAAAUACAAGUAGAACAUUUCCACCUUUGAGACGCAGGACCCUGUAAAUGUUUUGUCCUUUUUGUAAGAAAAAAUGUAAAACAAUUGAUGAACUGACUCAUCGUUUUCAGCUUUAAUGUCUUGAAUUCAGGGAAUCCUAAAUAAAUCCUAAUAAAACUAUAAGAACAUGAUCUCUGUGUCACACAUGACGUGAAGCCCUUUUUCCUCGCAGCAACAACGGCGCGAGCGCGAGAUGAGGAGGCAGCAGGAGCGAGAGCAGCGCCGCCGCGAGCAAGAGGAGAAGAGACGCGUGGAGGAGCUGGAGCGACGCCGCAAAGAGGAGGAGGAGCGCAGGAGGACCGAGGAGGAGAAGAGGAGGGCCGACCGAGAACAGGACUACAUCCGCCGUCAGCUGGAGGAGGAGCAGAGGCACCUGGAGAUCCUGCAGCAGCAGCUGCUCCACGAACAGGCCAUGCUGCUGGAGAAUAAAUGGCGGGAGCUUGAGGAGCAGCGCCAAGCCCAGAAGCUCCAGAUACAGCUGCAGCAGGAGCAGGCCUACCUGCUGUCCCUCCAGCAGAACCAGAGCCCGGGUAGUAACAAAGCAGCCCAGCAGCAGAGCACCAAACCCCCUCAGAGCGCUCCACGGGACAUAAAGCCCGAAGAACCACCGCAGAGCUCGGACUCUGAAGGUCAAAAACUCAGUCCGGAGAAAACCACAGAAUCCAAACUACCCAACGCUGACCUCCGAGGCCCCGCCCCCCGAGGCCCCGCCCCUGACUCUGAGCCAAUCAGAGAGGUGAACCCCGCUUUUGCAGCAUCGCCGCGCUGACGUGCUGCAGAAUGUUUCCUCUGCUUGUGUGUACUCACUCUCUAGCUGCUGGUGUGGGACGUGUGGAUCAAUGUCUAAUAACUUAACAGCUCCAUGAUGCAAAUAGAGUCCAGCGAGUUAACUCUAAUUUAGACCCAAAUUAAAAACCAUCACCAAUAUUAAAGACCUUUUAAAACUACUUGUGCAGCAGCAACACACCAGUUAAUAUGUAUGCUCAGUCCGUACAGCUCUAUAUGGAAGCCCAUUUCCAAAGCAAGAAAAAGGUCACAAAAAAAAUAAAAAAUCCA
Molecule: messenger RNA, 1730 nt
Organism: Anarrhichthys ocellatus (wolf-eel)
Lineage: Eukaryota; Metazoa; Chordata; Actinopteri; Perciformes; Anarhichadidae
Product: mitogen-activated protein kinase kinase kinase kinase 4-like
Exons: 3
Coding region: 868-1443 (191 amino acids)
Cellular component (GO): cytosol
Source: RefSeq, a predicted model, not a curated record